AUGCAAGCAGCGGAAGCUCUGCAUUACCCCUCUUCUUCCUUCACUGACGGUUGGAUGGCGGAGGUCGAGGUGGAGGUGGAGGAGUCUCAACGCAGGCACUCGCGUAAGCGGAAGGAAGGCGAUGUGGUCACGACUUUGAAGAUUCCCCAUCGGGGGCCCCGCUCACGGCAAAGAUCGACAGAUCAGAGCCAGGAACCCUACGGCGGCUUUACCCCCAACUUUGCGACCAGCAAAUUUACCGACUUCCAUGUUGGUGGCGACAGCAUCUCGACACGCACCACCCAUCCGCAAGGGAGCUGGCUGUACCACAUCACGCUCGACUCCAAUGCCGCAGGCAACUGA
Thermothelomyces thermophilus ATCC 42464 is the source of this 342-nucleotide messenger RNA. RefSeq lists its product as uncharacterized. The record is from RefSeq and is a predicted model, not a curated record. The transcript has 3 exons. Bases 1 to 342 code for a protein of 113 amino acids. Lineage: Eukaryota; Fungi; Ascomycota; Sordariomycetes; Sordariales; Chaetomiaceae.